Molecule: messenger RNA, 1769 nt
Organism: Syngnathus acus (greater pipefish)
Lineage: Eukaryota; Metazoa; Chordata; Actinopteri; Syngnathiformes; Syngnathidae
Gene: sfxn2
Product: sideroflexin 2
Exons: 13
Coding region: 307-1272 (321 amino acids)
Biological process (GO): serine import into mitochondrion; monoatomic ion transport
Cellular component (GO): mitochondrial inner membrane
Molecular function (GO): monoatomic ion transmembrane transporter activity
Source: RefSeq, a predicted model, not a curated record
UUAACGUUUUAGUAAGCGCGAAUACUGAGUGAUAUUCAGGCUUUAGGACCCAGCAGAUUACUAUGUCGCGGGGAGCUGCCCCACCAUGUCAUUGGCGGAGAGCUUGCCACGUGCAACAUUUUUUAAUGUUUCUUGACUCGACCUGACAGCUUUUUACACAGAGGCAGCAGACCACCCGCUCAAAGGAAGCUGGAUUCUGCCGGUUCUGGUCGGGUAUUGGAAGGCUGCUGCAGCUAGAGAAGCAGAGGAACCAUUCACUAGGUCUUUGGUCAAACAUUUCUGGAGGACAAAUAUCAGCGCUCCACCAUGGCACUGAGCCCCACGUUUGACAUUGACGCCCCGCGAUGGGACCAGUCCACCUUCACGGGACGGCUCAAACACUUCUUUAACAUCACCGACUGGCGGACGGCGCUCCUGCCCGACUCGCGCUUGGAUGAGGCCAAAGCCUUGGUGGACAGCUGCAGGGCGGGUUCAAUCCCACCGGGUACCACCGAGGAGCAACUCCAUUACGCCAAGAAGCUGUACGACUCGGCCUUUCACCCCGACUCGGGCGACCGUAUGAACAUCAUCGGCCGCAUGUCCUUUCAGGUCCCCGGCGGCAUGGCCAUCACCGGCUGUAUGCUCCAGUUCUACAGAACUGUGCCUGCGGUGGUCUUCUGGCAGUGGGUCAAUCAGUCCUUCAACGCGCUGGUCAACUACACCAACCGCAACGCCGCCUCGCCCAUCACCCCUAAGCAAAUCGGCGUGGCCUAUGUGACGGCCACCAGCACGGCUUUAGCCACGGCAGUGGGACUUAACCUCUACACCAAGAAAGCCCCCCCGCUGGUGGCACGAUGGGUCCCUUUUGCGGCCGUGGCAGCGGCCAACUGUGUCAACAUUCCCAUGAUGCGACAACAGGAAAUUUUGAACGGCAUCGCUGUCACCGAUGAAAACGGCAACAAGCUGGGACACUCACAGAAAGCGGCGAUGAAAGGCAUCACACAAGUGGUCAUCUCCAGGAUCACCAUGGCUGCACCGGGAAUGAUCAUCCUUCCCAUCAUCAUGCAACGGAUGGAAAAAUACAAAUUCAUGCAGAGAAUCACGUACCUCCACGGGCCCAUUCAAGUGAUGAUGGUGGGCGUCUUUUUGACCUUCAUGGUACCAGCAGCCUGCGCUCUGUUCCCGCAAAGAUGCACCCUUGCAGUGUCGAAGCUCGAGCCCGAACUCCGCGACUCCAUUACAGCCAAGUGCGGCGACAGCGUGCAGUGCGUCUAUUUCAACAAAGGCCUCUGAGAAGCCCACCUGCAGGACUCACUGCCUCCUUAGACUCCUUCUUUCCUCAAUUGUUACUCAGAUGUUUAAAAAGGUGCUUAUUAUGUGGAACUAAUAUCGUAUACACGAGGGAUUUUUUGAUGAAUGCUUUUAAAUUCACCUAUGAUGAUUUUAGUUACUCUCUCAUUACAAACCAAAUAAUCUCUUCUCAGGAAUUUUCUUUUUAUGACUUUGCAAGCUCGUAACUGAACAAACCAACUCAAAACAACGGUACAUUUUUUUCCCCCUUAAAACAUUUACGUGCCUUGGACAUUAUUUUUAAAGCAAAAAGGCCUCCUGGACAUUCUUAAAACACUUCUGUGCACGGCUCAAGAUGGACAAACGACACAGCUGGUUUGAAAAAAUAAAGGUGUUGUGCAAAAUGGAGGACUGUAUGCAUGAUUCAUCUGAAAUUGUGUACAAAAUUGAUACCACAAUCAACAGUGUAUGUUGGAAUAAAAUAUAAUAUUUAAAAUUAA